AAACAUGGCGGCCUCUGUCACACCGCUAUGCUCCUCCUUCAAAUUAUACCGCGGUAUCCUGGAGCCCUGCUGUCGAGCCAAAAUUAGGACUUUCAGGAAGUGCGGGACCCAUCGGAGACAUUUCCAUUCAACAGAACCGAGUCAUGCUGCUACAGUAAUCUCAGGAACAGAACUGGCGCGACAGAUCCACAGAGAAAUAGUGCGCGAUGUGGAGGACUGGGUUUCCCAGGGCAACAAGCGACCGCAUCUUAGUGUCAUCAGGGUGGGUGACGACCCAGCCAGCCGCACCUACGUCAGGAACAAAACCAAGGCUGCAACAGCACUGGGUAUUUCUAGUGAGACGCUGGUGCGGCCCAGCUCUGUGUCACAGGAAGAGCUGCUGGAGAUGAUAGACAUUCUGAACCGAGACUGGAGGGUCAGUGGCUUGCUGGUACAACUUCCUCUACCAGAGCACAUUAAUGAGCGAGCUGUGUGCAAUGCUAUUGCACCUGAGAAAGAUGUAGACGGGUUCCACAUUGUCAACAUCGGGAAGCUGUGCCUUGACCAGAGAUCUAUGGUGCCUGCCACACCUGCUGCUGUGUGGGAGAUAAUCAGGAGAACAGGGAUCCAAACUGUGGGGAGGAAUGUGGUCGUCGCUGGGCGUUCCAAAAAUGUCGGGAUGCCGAUUGCUAUGCUUCUGCACACGGACAGGCAACAUGAACGCCCAGGGGGUGAUGCUACUGUGACCAUUGCGCACCGGUGUACCCCCAAGGAGCAGCUUAAAGAGCUCACCUGCCUCGCUGACAUUGUCAUCGCUGCUGCCGGGGUUCCUGGCCUGAUAACAGCAGACAUGGUGAAGCAGGGGGCCGCAGUCAUUGACGUCGGCAUCAAUCGCGUCCAGGACCCUAAAACUGGAAAGGUCAGGCUCAUUGGGGACGUAGACUUUGAAGAGGUGAGAAUGAAGGCGGGAUUCAUCACUCCAGUUCCUGGGGGAGUGGGGCCCAUGACAGUCGCCAUGUUAAUGAGGAAUACAGUGACUGCAGCCAGAAAUGCACUCACACACUAAAGACACACACACCAUCAUACAUACUGAGCACACAGACACAUUGU
Molecule: messenger RNA, 1089 nt
Organism: Megalops cyprinoides (Indo-Pacific tarpon)
Lineage: Eukaryota; Metazoa; Chordata; Actinopteri; Elopiformes; Megalopidae
Gene: mthfd2l
Product: methylenetetrahydrofolate dehydrogenase (NADP+ dependent) 2 like
Exons: 8
Coding region: 5-1045 (346 amino acids)
Biological process (GO): tetrahydrofolate interconversion
Cellular component (GO): mitochondrion
Molecular function (GO): methenyltetrahydrofolate cyclohydrolase activity; methylenetetrahydrofolate dehydrogenase (NADP+) activity; methylenetetrahydrofolate dehydrogenase (NAD+) activity
Source: RefSeq, a predicted model, not a curated record